AUGUCUAGUUCAUUAUUUGGUCCUCUCUUGGGCUUUUUGGAACGUGUCAAUUCUCUCAAUGCACCCUACCAAGCAUUAUCAUAUGAUGAACAGAAGGCAAUGACCAUUUGGCAAAGGGUCAAAUUCUAUAAUUGGACUUUUGAAUUAUGUGCUUUAGGUGUGUUGUUUCUGGUGUAUGCAUUUUACAAAAUUGGUAACUCCGUUAAUUUGAAACGCGGAAACCAGAUCUUUCAAUCCUUGCAUUCAUUUCUGGCCAACGACUUAAAGUUCUCCCGUGUAGGCUUCAAUAUCAACGGCUCCAAAAUUUUCACCGUGGAGCACCAAAACACAUGGUUUUCUUCUUUUGCUACGGGUAGAUCUGCUAUUAAAAGUAUCAAUUUGAACCUUCAUUUGGUGGCUCGUAGCAACCCUUUUUCUAUGUGCCUAGAAUAUCUGCUUGGAUUUUUUUUUGCCAGCUUGAAAAGUAAGCAACUGGAAGAAUUCAUUGAAAUUGUGAUCAAACCAAAUGGUGUUUCUGUGGCCAGUGAAUCUGCUCAUGCUAACAAGAAUGCUCAGGAAAUUCUGGGCAAGUUCAAAUUCGUUACUUCUAUUGUUAACAAAGAGUUCAUGAAUCAAGCAAGAACAGAGAAUUAUUUCCUGUCCAUUGCACAUACAAGUGAAAAUGACAAAUUGCCAAACAAUUUUGUCUACAUGUCCGACGUCAACCAAUUAUCUGGAUUCAUGUUCCAUUACUCCAAACCCUUUGAGAUUUUAUCUCAAGCUGGUAAUCUUUUGAAGUUUAUUAGUUUCACUGAUUUGCCUGUCGAUCCUCCACGUGAUGAUAAAGAAUGGGAAAAUUCAAUUGAGCCAAAAGCUAUCAUUCGUUGUGCUGUUCCUCAAAACGAGAAUGAAUUGAAGUUGUUGAACCAAAUCAUUGCCCUAGUUGUAGAAAUAUACGAUGGGUGCACUCAAGAUUUGGUUCAAAAGUCACCAAACUUGUUCAUCACCAAUGAUAUCCUGAAGAAGACUACCAACUUGCGUCAACAAGAAUUGAACAAGAUCAGAAAAUUCAUGAAAGAAAGCGAAUUGGAAUUGGCAAAGGAGAAAAAACUGGAGUUGGAAAAGGCCAAGAGACGUCAAUUGAAGGCCUCUGGUCAGCAAGAAAAAGUGGAUCAAAAAAUGAAAGAAAAAAGAGAGAGACGUCUCAGAAACAAACAAAGAACAAGAAUUCAAUAA
Saccharomyces mikatae IFO 1815 is the source of this 1215-nucleotide messenger RNA. RefSeq lists its product as uncharacterized. The transcript has a single exon. Gene Ontology annotation, molecular function: calcium ion binding. Lineage: Eukaryota; Fungi; Ascomycota; Saccharomycetes; Saccharomycetales; Saccharomycetaceae. Gene Ontology annotation, biological process: endoplasmic reticulum calcium ion homeostasis. Bases 1 to 1215 code for a protein of 404 amino acids. Gene Ontology annotation, cellular component: endoplasmic reticulum. The record is from RefSeq and is a predicted model, not a curated record.